This is a messenger RNA of Aspergillus tanneri, 1356 nucleotides long. It is a transcript of the gene INT6, whose product is annotated as eukaryotic translation initiation factor 3 subunit E. Gene Ontology annotation, cellular component: cytoplasm; eukaryotic translation initiation factor 3 complex; nucleus. Gene Ontology annotation, molecular function: translation initiation factor activity. Bases 1 to 1356 code for a protein of 451 amino acids. The transcript has 3 exons. NCBI's taxonomy places the organism in Eukaryota, Fungi, Ascomycota, Eurotiomycetes, Eurotiales, Aspergillaceae. The record is from RefSeq and is a predicted model, not a curated record. Gene Ontology annotation, biological process: translational initiation.
AUGGCUGAUAACGCCCCCCCCUCCGCUGAGACCUUGCUCAGCGGUGCUGCCGCUCAUCCUCCGAAGACCGCAGAGGAGAUCGCCAAUCAAUAUGAUCUGCUGCCAAAGCUGAUCCCCUACCUCGAUCGCCAUCUGGUGUUCCCCCUGCUCGAAUUCAGCUCUGUCCAGGAUGACGACAAUGAGGUAGUGCGGGCGAAAUAUGAACUGCUCAAGCACACCAACAUGACCGACUAUGUGGCCAACCUGUGGAAGGAAAUCAACGACUCCGACAUGAUCCCCGACGAGUUUGUGAAGAAGAGGGAAGAGGUUCUCGCUAAGCUGCAACAUUACCAGGACGAAAGUGCCAAGAUCACCGAUUUGCUGCAGGAUGAAAGCGUCGUGGGUAACCUGCGCAGCGACAAGGUUGCCAACUUGAAGUUUCUCGAGGAACAGCACGGAGUCACCAUCGAGAUGGUCAACAGCCUUUACGACUAUGGUCGGUUCCAGUACAGCUGCGGUAGCUACGGCAAUGCGGCAGAGCUGCUCUACCAGUUCCGUGUCCUGUCCACCGAUAACGACAAGGUUGCGUCGGCUACGUGGGGUAAGCUGGCCUCGGAGAUCCUGACCACCAGCUGGGAGGGCGCAAUGGAGGAGGUCCAGAAGGUUAAGGACUCCAUUGAAACCCGACUAUUCAACAACCCUCUGGGUCAGCUUCAGAACCGCUCCUGGCUGAUCCACUGGUCUCUUUUCCCUUUCUUUAACCAUGACCCUGCUCGCGAUGUCCUGACCGACCUCUUCUUUUCCCCCGCCUACAUCAACACCAUCCAGACGAGCUGUCCGUGGAUCCUGCGGUACCUGGCUGCUGCCGUUAUCACCAACCGGAACCGUGCACACAAGAACAGCAGCCUAUACCAGAAGCAACUGAAGGACUUGAUCCGGGUUGUCCGCCAGGAGGGCUACGAAUAUUCCGACCCCAUCACCGACUUCGUCAAGGCCCUGUAUGUCGACUUCGAUUUCGAAGAGGCCCAGAAGAAGCUGGGUGAAGCAGAGGAUGUCUUGCGGAGCGACUUCUUCCUGGUUUCGGCGGCCGACGCUUUCGUGGAAGCCGCUCGCCACCUGAUCUCUGAGAGCUACUGCAAGAUCCAUCAACGGAUCGAUAUCAAGGACCUGUCUACCCGGCUUGGGUUGAACCAGGACGAAGGCGAGAAGUGGAUUGUCAACCUGAUCCGUGAUACGCGGGUGGAUGCCAAGAUUGACUAUAAGGAGGGCACUGUGAUCAUGAACCACCCUCCUCAGUCGGUGUACCAGCAAGUCAUUGAGAAGACCAAGGGUGCCUUUUUCCGGACACAGGUUCUCAGUGCCGCCGUUGCGAAAUAA